Molecule: messenger RNA, 1314 nt
Organism: Fomitopsis serialis
Lineage: Eukaryota; Fungi; Basidiomycota; Agaricomycetes; Polyporales; Fomitopsidaceae
Exons: 12
Coding region: 91-1209 (372 amino acids)
Biological process (GO): protein refolding; response to heat
Cellular component (GO): cytoplasm
Molecular function (GO): ATP binding; Hsp70 protein binding
Source: RefSeq, a predicted model, not a curated record
UCGCAACGUGGAACUUGAAGGUCGUCCAGAGGCGCAGCUGGUGUCCAUCCGUUCCUGCGUGAGGCUAGUCCUGUCCGUUCACUACCGAAGAUGUGGUCUACGUUCUGGCCACUGCUGUGUCUACUUCUCCUGGCCGCCGUAACGGAGGCUGCCGACCUCUACAGAGCCCUCGAGCUGUCGAAAUCAGCCUCUGAACAGGAUAUCCGGAAAGCAUACAAGAAGCUGAGUCGCAAGUACCACCCCGACCGGAAUCAGGAACCGGGUGCGGAAGAGAAGUUCAUUGAGGUUGCACAUGCAUACGAGGUUCUAUCGGACCCCGAAAAACGACAAGUAUAUGACCGUUAUGGGGAGGACGGCCUGAAAGCCAACGAGGGAGGGCGACAUGCAGGCAAUCCAUUCGACAUCUUCCAAAAUUUCUUCGGCGGCGGCUUCUCUGCGCAACAACAGGUCCGGAAAGGGCCAACCGUACACUUUGAUGUCGAAGUCACGCUGGAAGACAUUUACACAGGGAAUCACGUAGAACUGCCCGUCCACAAACACAUUCUCUGUGAUCACUGCCGAGGGACGGGCGCCGCCUCCUCCGGGGACAUCCACACCUGCCCCGCAUGCAAUGGCGCCGGCGUACAAGUUGUCCGGCAACAAAUCAUGCCCGGGAUGUGGUCUCAGGCGCAAGUCACCUGCAACCAGUGCGGCGGGCGCGGGAACAUUAUCACGCGCAAGUGCCCGCACUGCGACGGUGCGAAGGUCACCGAACACACGCAUGUGUACUCGAUCGAGAUCCCCGCGGGCGCGCCAGAGGGGUACCAGAUCGUGCUGGAGAGCGAGGGCGACGAGAGUCCGGACUAUGAGCCUGGGGAUAUUGUUUUGCGGAUUAGGAGCAGGAAGACUCAGGGCUCGUGGAGGCGGAAAGAGUCUGCGCUGUACUGGAAGGAGACAAUCGGGGUCGAUGAGGCCCUUCUUGGCUUCGAGCGUAACAUUACACAUCUGGAUGGCCACGUAGUACACAUCAAGCGCGACGUCGUGACGCAGCCAGGUUUCGUCGAGGUCGUGGACGGCGAAGGCAUGCCCACACCCGAGCACAAACACUCUCACGGCAAUUUGUACGUUGAGUAUACUGUCGUCCUACCGACGGAGGUGUCGCCCGAGAAGAGACGCCAGCUACUGAAGGUCUUCCGUGGGGCGGAAGAGGGACAUAAGGAUGAGCUCUGAUAUCUGAAUCACCUACCCUUCCUGCCUCUGCACGUCCUAGACUAGUGGUAUGGUACUACAAUAGAAUUAGAUUGUGCACUGCACGGUAAUUUAUUUUAUAAUGUG